This is a messenger RNA of Lineus longissimus, 3122 nucleotides long. RefSeq names its product centrosomal protein of 57 kDa-like. Lineage: Eukaryota; Metazoa; Nemertea; Pilidiophora; Heteronemertea; Lineidae. The record is from RefSeq and is a predicted model, not a curated record. Gene Ontology annotation, cellular component: centrosome. Bases 252 to 1778 code for a protein of 508 amino acids. The transcript has 8 exons. Gene Ontology annotation, molecular function: gamma-tubulin binding; identical protein binding; microtubule binding.
GAUAUCGCCCAGACUUUAGUGAAUUCGGUUAAAAGCUGACAGGCCUAAAUGCAAUUAUAUUUAAAAUAAAGCAUUAAAUUUAAGCCCCUUCCGUGUCUGUUAAUAUAUAUCAAUAAAAUCUUAUUCAAGUUUGAUUAGAAAAUCCAAGCGGAAAAAAUACCCGGAUGUGUCAACAGUUUUGAAACUUUUCAACCUUCGAAUAUAUUUGACCUCGAUAAAAAGCCGUUUUACCCAAUAUUUCUUUGCUUUAAAUGCUUUCAUUAAAAACUAAUCGUUUAUUUGAUUCGUUUGGUAUGUCUGGUGGAGCUACAGCACAAACCAGCACAACCAGUCCUCGGUUUGGACGCCUCGAUCCCUCCCUUACAAAAGACAUGGAGGAAGACAGUUUGUCCUCGCGUUAUGUCUACCCAAGAACUACACCCUUCAUCAAUUCUGAUUACCGGAAACAUGACGAUUCACCUUUGUCUUCAUUCCCGGAGCAUAACAGACGAGGUACUGGACCGGCCGUUAUGACAGCCCUGAAAAAUCUCCAAGAGAAGAUCCGCCGUCUAGAAGUGGAUCGCUCUGCCGCAGAGGGGAAUCUCCGCUCCCUCACAACUGAAACAUCUAAAUUCCGAGAUAUGUGGAGCCAGGAGUUAAACAAGAAAGAGACAAAGCAGUCCGAGAUCUCCAAGGAAACGCAAGAGUUAGAAUCUCAGCUGAAUUCGUAUGAAAGUCGUUGCAGCCUUCUCGAGAAGCAAUUGGAGUACAUGAGGAAACUGGUGACCAAUGCGGAGAAAGAUAAACAGGAGAUCAUGCAACGCCAGUACACCAAGAACCGUGAACAUUCCGCUGCAACCGAGACAGAGAUUAAAGAUCACAUGGAUAAGAUAUCAGAACUUGAGCGGGAACAACUCAAGUUGACAGCGACGCAAACAGUUGCUCAGAAUAAGAUCCGUGAACUAGAAGAUAAACUCAGGAAGGAGAAACAACAUCGGAAAGUAAUGCAAGAAAAAACCGCCGAGAUAGAAACAGCUGCUGCUGCUAAUCGGAUCUUACUCUCAUCUGACGGUGGGAGGAAACCUACGACCAAAAAGAAGAAAACAGCUGAACGAGCCAAAUCUGCACGAUCAACUCGAGGACCUCAUGAUCAUUAUCAUCUGAACUUAGCGGAAAUACCAUUUCUGCAAUCCAAGUCAACGAGUCCGAGCCAUCACGUCGGAGCGAAUGUUCAAAAGGUGCUGCAGAUGCUCAAGUCUCACAACACACAGAUGUGUGGUGGCCCUCCCCAACCCACGAGGAAAACGGUGAAAACGUGCCGUUCGUCUAUCUCAUCUCAGGAUAGUGAAGAAAGUGAUCUGACUGACUUACUAUUACAACUGCAUGAUGAGUUUGCAUCCAUGAGCUUUGAACACCAAGAAUUGACGAAACAAAUCCAUGAAGCUGGUGAGGAUAACCUUCGAGACGAUCUUGAGCGAGAACUGGAGGCGCUAGUGGGUCGUAUGGAGGCCAAGGGUGAGCAGAUCGGCAGGUUGAAACGCCAUCAGCAAGGGUUACAAGACAAAAAGAAAAAGCGUAAGCCCAAGGCAAAGAAAGUGCGAGCGAAGACGGCAGUCCGACAUUAUUGUCCUAAUAAUGAAAAUGGUGGAGAGGUUCAAGUGACAACAACGAUAAAAACAAAGGGUCAGAGUGUCCAGCAGCUGAGGAUGUCCUCUCGCGAUUCCAACUUGAAGAUGCUCAAGGACAUGAAAAAGUUACAGACAACAUUACGCAUGGAUGACUUGUCAUGGGAUUGUUGAAACAGAGAGACUUGUGAUCUGGUGAAAACUGCCAUGAAGAUUUCCAGAAUAUCUUCUUGUACUGUAAAUCAAGAAUUCAAUCUUCAUUGAACAAAAAAAUUCUUCUUUAAUUGGUUGCCUUCUUCUACCAGUCAUUGGCUGGUUCUACUCAUCAACAUUCAAUAGGCAGAGGAAAACCCAUCACCAGUCAUUGGCUGGUUCUACUCAUCAACAUUCAAUAGGCAGAGGAAAACCCAUCACCAGUCAUUGGCUGGUUCUACUCAUCAACAUUCAAUAGGCAGAGGAAAACCCAUCACCAGUCAUUGGCUGGUUCUACUCAUCAACAUUCAAUAGGCAGAGGAAAACCCAUCACCUUUGAACAUUUACUAUUGACAACUCUGUAGUGUAAUAACUGAAAGGAGUGGAUUUUCAUUCUGGAAAAGUAUUUUCGUUGCUCGUGCCAGUGACAUUUGUGAUGAGCACUAUUUCAGUGGCAAUUUUACCAUCUGAGCUCAGUAAAUAUCAUUACUUUGACUUGUCGAUUUUGGUUGUGCUGGCAGGAAUUGACACCCAAUCUUGCCUUUGCCUACAUGAACGGGUUGGCUGCUGUUCCAAUGAACUUGAUAUGUGAUUCAGCCAUAAUGGAUGAUAAUAUUGUUGCUUUGAGGUGCUUCCACAAGAUAAGCAAGUUGUAUGUGACCUUUACAAACUGAGCCUUGCUGGAAGAUCUCUACUAAGGAUUUGGUGUCUGCGAUAUUCUUGAGAGAAUGGUUUGAUAGUGUGCUUUGUAAGAAUUUAGUUGAUGAUAGUUGUACUUUACACUUACAGCUCAGUAGUUUAUUUAUUUUUCUCUCUAUUAUAUCAUAAGAUUUGGUAAUUAGAUGUCAAGAUGGAAUUUUUUCAAAAUUCAUUUAACGAGACAGACUUUGUCAGAGGUGCAGAUUCAUGCUAUGAUGUGUGAAGCAAAUGUUAGUAAUGAUUCAAAUGGGAUAAAAGUUUCCAGGUAUUCUUGGAAAUAAAUCGGAGUAUAAAACUUAUUUCACUGUUUUUUGUUUGAUAGGAUCCACGAUAUUGAGUGUAAAGGUAUGGUUUUAGGCAGCAGUACAUCAUUUAACAGACAUCUGGUUUAGAUAACUAAGAUCACGAGGUGGGGUUGCUACAUUUACAUGACAGUGGAUUUUCGUUAUUGUUAAAACUUCUCGGCCAAAGUUGAAUUUGAAGAGGUGAGUCUGCUGCAGUAAAGAACAGAGUGUUGUCCCGGACAGUAGCUGAGGGAAGAUCACGCUAGUUAUGGUACAUACAGACAUGUGUGUUUAGUAUCUGUAGUCUUCCAGAACUAAUUAAAUAUUUAUAGUUUUAUAUCAA